Naegleria lovaniensis is the source of this 2547-nucleotide messenger RNA. RefSeq lists its product as uncharacterized. Bases 1 to 2547 code for a protein of 848 amino acids. Gene Ontology annotation, biological process: chemotaxis. The transcript has a single exon. The record is from RefSeq and is a predicted model, not a curated record. Lineage: Eukaryota; Heterolobosea; Eutetramitea; Acrasida; Naegleriidae.
AUGUUGUUGCAUUUUUCUGGACCAUGUUCUAUUAUCCAAAAAUUAUCCAUGUGGAAGAUGCGUCUCAUGAAGGAGAGCUCUUUGAGGAAGGCCAUGAUCACGUUGGUAGCAAUGAUCAUGCUCGUUCUGUUCCCUACUGGAACACUCUGCUACACUCAAGAACCAUCACUUAACAGCAACAACAACCUCAAUAGGAUGAUAGAUAGAGGCCAUUCAUUACACAAACAGUGGCAUCAUGUACUUACUCGUGCCGCUCGUAUGAUUCCUGGAACGCCACUACCAACACAAUACAGUGUUUGGAAUGAACCCAUUCCGAUUGGAACUCUCAUGAAUUGUACCUCCUCUCAGAUCCAUCAAGCACGAGAGAGUCUCAAUGAAAUGAUGAACUAUUUGCAGCAACCCUUAAACGUUACUCCAGAUGUGGUGCUGGCCAAGGUCGUUGAGUUUUCUCUCACCCAAGCCACUCAAGUCUAUGGAUGCUCCGAAUUGAUCAAUCCCAUGAUUCUUCAACGUACCGACUCGAUCCUUCCAUUGAUACAUACCAAGGCUUGUACCUAUGAGAAUCAUUCGGAUCCAUUGUAUCUGAAAGAUCCAUGUUGUAGUCCUCAAGCAGCUCUCACGGCAUGUUGUGCUCCACGGACGGUUCCAUUCAAAACUCAACGCAUUACUCAAUUCAAUUCGACGUUUAUUGCACAGACUUGUCAAAGUCCAAAAGAAACAGAAAUAUUUGUGUACAAUUAUUAUAGGCAAUAUAUUGAGGAGACUCUUCCCUUGUGCCAGAGUGGUUUUGAUCUGUUCACCUCGAAAAUUAAUGCAUUUGUUGAUGGUAUUACACAAUGUAGUGUGGAGUCUAGUGCUGCUGCUGCUGCGAGUGGAUUGUACGGUUUGCCAACUUUAGAUCAAGUCAAUGAGUUUGCUGCAUGUUGGAUUGACACUCUUCCAAAAAGUGCCAUUCGUAAUGCCUUAACCUUAAUGGGACAAUCCAUUCACGAGUACAAUAGAAAAUCAAAAGAUGAAUUAAUUACACUCUUCAAAUAUUUCAUGAUCGAUCAAUAUGGACAAGAUUCAUGUGAGGACUCCAUGGGAACAGUUCGAUACGGUUACUCGCAAGAAGAUUGUGAACAACCUGUUUGUAAUGUGGACUCAAGCUUACCACUCGAAAAUUGCACUGGACAAGUAUGUGGCACGGAAUGUCACACCGUUUCAUUCGGAAAUGCUACCUAUUGCAAACAAGAACAAACGCAGUUCAAUGAUCCAACUAGUUGUGAGGCUUCCAAGGGAUGUUUUUAUGAUGCAUUAAGACUCGUUGACGAUACAAGUUUCUCCAAUGAAUCUGCAUGUGCUGCAAGUGGAAAAUGCUCUCAAAGCUUGUGUGCACACGAAUGUUCCAAAUCGAAAUGUGAAAGUAUGGGAAUUUGUGAACGUUUUCCUGUUAUUGCUGGCAAGUUUUCCAGUCAUUCCGACAUUUAUUGUGUGUACACACCUAUGGUGUCAGAUGGCAAGACCAUAUGUAAGAAUAAUGAUACUCUUACCGUGAUUGGAUGCAUUACAGAACAAGUCCAGAGUGCUUUGGCGUGUGACUCCAUGAAAGCCUCUCCAAUUUCGUACCCUUCAACAAGUUCUGAAUGUUUGAAAUGGACUCUCUGUAAGGAAGACACUGGAGCCUUCUCGUUCAAGAAUUCUACAAGUUGUGCUCAGUGUGGUGGAACUGUAGUGUCACCUUUUAGAUGGACAUCAGCAUCUUGGGUUCCAGGCCAAUAUCGGAGCAUGAACCAGUGGAUUGGACGAACGGCAAUUACCGGAUUUGCAAAGCAGAGAAGAGCCCUUGACAUGGUUGCAGUCAUGUCACUAAGUUAUCGUUUGGUCGCAAUGGAUGUCUUUCCAAUGUUGUUGUCCUACGUGUCGUGUAUUGCUGAGCCAGUUCUAACAGCUCUCAAUCAAGUCGUUUGUGACUGUGUUGACAGAAGCAGUUCAUGCUAUAGCAAACCAUUCAGAACGAGUGUAGGAUUUGUACGAGCCAAUGACGCUAGUGUCACCUAUAGUGUCGAUCAGUUGUUGUCUUUAACUUUUAAACAAAUUAACACUUCAUGCUUGUUGAAUAUUGAACGAGAGGGUCUCAUGAAUCGAGUACCACCUUCCGUACGAACAGUUAGAAAUGUAUUGACAGUCGUUGACAAUAGUAAUGUUUUGGUUGGAGACGGAUUUUGUGUGAAAGGUGCAUCCAUUGGAGACAUUUUAACCAUGUGCCUUAAAAAAAGAGAUGACAUUGCAGUGAAUUCAACGUUUUAUCAAACUCCUGCCAUACUUGCCAAAAAUUCGAACAAGAACAUGACCGAGUGGAUUUAUGGUCAUAAGGUUACCUACGAUUCCACAAUGCAACAAGUAUGUGUGGAGAUUCAAGUGAAACAAGACACCUCGUCGACAUUUUUCUUCCCUGCUUUUAUACAUCUUGAUAUGGUCGUGUCAGCAAGCCCUUCCUUGCAUCACGCAAUGUCGACAUUGUGCCUUGUAGUGGUCUUGUGCUUGUUCAAGUUGGUUGUUCAAUAA